Molecule: messenger RNA, 561 nt
Organism: Entamoeba histolytica HM-1:IMSS
Lineage: Eukaryota; Evosea; Mastigamoebida; Endamoebidae
Exons: 2
Coding region: 1-561 (186 amino acids)
Source: RefSeq, a predicted model, not a curated record
AUGGCUAAAACUCAAUACAAUUUCUUUUCUUUCAUGCAACAACAAGACUUCAUUGAAAUAGUAUUUAGAGCAUAUAAUACAAAAACAAAUGGAUGUAGAAAUGUAAGAAUAAGAGUUCCUCAAGACUAUCCUAUUGACUUUGAUCCUUUAGAUGAUCUUAAGUAUUUAGAACAAACAAAACCAAAGAGAAGAAUGGAUUUCUUUUCGAGACCUCCAAUUUGUUUUAAAGGAACAAGCUCUACUGCACGUUUACAAACAAUUGGAGAAACAACAUCAUUAUUAAUUUGUAACAAACGAUUUACAUUAAAUAGAAAAUCAGCGUUUAGUUAUGACUUAGUAGAAAACAAAAAACAAAACAUUGUUGAUUCGAUUGAUAAUGAUAAAGAACGUGCAGCAUCUCGUGUUAGAGAAGAAGUUGAAAAAUAUACAAAACGUUUUGGUGAUGAAGGAUUAACGGCAAGCUUUUUAGAAGAUGAUAUAAAGCCAAGAAACAGUGAACUAAGUAUUGAUGAAGGUGAAAAACGAUUAUUAGAAAUGAAAAAUGGAAUAGAUGAUGAUUGA